Molecule: messenger RNA, 1482 nt
Organism: Papilio machaon (common yellow swallowtail)
Lineage: Eukaryota; Metazoa; Arthropoda; Insecta; Lepidoptera; Papilionidae
Exons: 8
Coding region: 530-1474 (314 amino acids)
Source: RefSeq, a predicted model, not a curated record
UAGGAGGUGUAGGUAAUCAAAAAACCAGUUUAUUUACUGACCACACUCGGUCGGUUGGUCGGUAAGACGCGGUUAAAGUUUCACUAUCGUGAUAUUUUAUUGAAUUUUUCCUGCGAUUUGGAAUUUUUCGAAAACUGAGCCAGUGAUAAAUUCUUGUUAGUUUAUUCUUUUUCUAAUACCGACUAUUUAACGAAGUGUAAUUGAACGAUUUUAAUGAAAUAUGUGAGGAGACGAAUAUUUUAGUAAGAGGUGUGUCGCAGUGGUUUGAAUUUCGAAUCUCGGCUGUACUUUGUGCAUUCACGUGAAAACGGGUGUUUUGUUGCAUUCUUUUAUCCGUCACUGAGAGUGAUGUUAUUAGAUCGAAAUUUGCACAAAUCAAUCUGGUAUUGCAUACUUGAGUGAACAUCGUGUGAUCAUUUCUUGGUACGAAAUUAAUAAAACAUGUGUAUCACAAUAUUGAUCAGUCACAGGACUAUAAUUAGAUCCUGAUGACUAGAAAAUUCUGUGAGAUUGGCCAAGUCAUGCAGCCAUGGCAAGUGGAAAAGUCCUUUAUUCAAUAGCCGUGGUUGUUCUCGGAUUUAUUUGUUUUAUAGUCGGAGCUAUCGCUGUUGGAUUACCGACAUGGGGUUAUUUCUAUAGCUAUGACUCUGACCUUGCUCUCUCCGUGCAGGCAUUUGAGAACCCGAACUUCGAUCAGGGCUACUUCGGGCCAUGGCGUGUUUGCAAGAAGUUGCUGUACAACAGAGAGAAAUGCGGCACCGACGUCUCAAAGUUCAGACCAUCAACUGCAGUGUACAUAGCGGGCGUGGUGGCGGUCAUCGGCGUGACUGUGCUGGGCGUGUUCUGCAUACUGUCAGUACUGCAACUAGCGAUGAUCUCCUCAAAGGAGAAAGUGGGAAUAAAGUAUAUACAUCUCGUCAUGAUGAAGUUAGCGCUCGCGUUACUAGCAACGUUGCUGUCAAUAGCAGCGGCCGGUCUUUUCGCGGUCCAAGUCGAUGACAGAGGAUUUUAUCAAACGAGAGGGGAGGCUUUUUAUGUUCAGAUUGUUUCCAUAGUGAUAAACUCCGUAUUAUUCAUAAUGUCGUUAUACGACACGUUAUUCUCGCGUCGCGCGGGCGGGGACCCGACUAAUGCGCACGCGCACACUGAAGGAGGAACUACUAUUAAUAAUCCAGGAUUUAAGGAAGGUAGAGGUAUUUCAAUGACGGAUGCAUCAGGAAAACCAUACAGUACAAACGGUCAUGGUAGUGUGGCUUCUAUGAAUACAACUGCGACCACAUUAACUGGUCUCUCUGAGGCCAGUACCAUCACCAGAUCCCCCCUCAGGUCUUCGCUGAAGAAGCCCAGGCCACGAGAAGGGGAACCCGGAGGCCUGGGCAUACAUAACCCAGGGUACUCGGGACAUUCACCACCUUUGAACAGAAAUGGCAGCCAGAAAAAAGUACGUAUACAAACUCAUAGUACUGAAGUAUGAUUUAUUAU